Messenger RNA from Zingiber officinale, 1397 nucleotides. RefSeq names its product sister chromatid cohesion protein DCC1-like. Bases 69 to 1256 code for a protein of 395 amino acids. The record is from RefSeq and is a predicted model, not a curated record. Gene Ontology annotation, biological process: maintenance of mitotic sister chromatid cohesion; mitotic sister chromatid cohesion. The transcript has 3 exons. Lineage: Eukaryota; Viridiplantae; Streptophyta; Magnoliopsida; Zingiberales; Zingiberaceae. Gene Ontology annotation, cellular component: chromosome, centromeric region; chromatin; nucleus.
AUACAAAGGCGCCAAUUGCCCUGCUUGACAUAACAACACAGCUAAAAGGCGCGGGAAAGACAGAGAGAAUGGAAGGACAGCAGGAAUGGGGGGGCGGCGACGGCGGCGGCGCUGAAUCUGUGCUUAGUCUCGGACCAGGCUCCUCCAUCUCCAUCCGUUACCAUCCCCUUUUCGGAGUCCAUGACGAUCUCCUUCUCCUCGAGGCCGAUGAAGCCCUCCUCCCUGAUAUCCUCAACAACAGAGUUUCUAUCCGAGGAGACAAGGAUGAGGAUGCUGUGCUUUGCACUCCUUCAGCAACUUACAUCAUGAAAUUCGUAGGCACAUCCAAUUCUGUGUAUUUAAUACCCCCAGGGAAGCCUAAUCAUAAAGAUACAUUCAGUGACAGUGAACCUAAUACUUCAGCAAUACAAGAAGCUGUGUCAUCGGUGUUAAAAGUGGCACCAAACAUCAUGGAGUUGGUUCUAGUUGCCCCACGACUAGACAAACUGAAAGCCCUCCUUAAUGAGAAGCAUUACACACUUAACGAGGAUUUGGAAGUCGAAUCCCUGUCUAACCAUGGCCUAUAUAAAUGGCAAGACCUCCUUGAGCAGAUUCAGGCUAGCGAACAAGAGCUGAGGGAUGGAUUGAAGUCCCUCUCAGCUGUAGAGAUAGAUGGAUUCUGGAGGAUCAUUGAUGAGAAGACCAUGGAAGAAAUGCUAUACAUGCUCUUAAACAACUCGAUCUUGCAUGAGUGGCAGCUAAAUGCACUCAAGGAAGAUGAGGUAAUCUCGGUCAUGGAAGCCGAUGGAUAUCCUAGCAGAAUUACCCGGCAUUGCCUUGACACAUUUGGAUCUAUGACAGAAAGCAGCUCAGGUAGCAAACUAUGGAGCUUAGAUGAGAAAAGGGUCUGUGUGUGUUUUGCCUUGAAAACUUUAAAAGAAGGAAUGAUGAAGUUGGAAAGUUUCUUACACAAAUGGAAGCAUGGUAUUCCUCCCGCGAUGUGCACCGACUUGAAGAUGCUCGAGGGUGAAGUGUUAUUCGAAAAGCUCGGCAUUGAAACUUGGAUCCGUGCUUUCAGAGUCUCAGCUCUUCCAUCAUCCCCUGCUGAACGCUUUGCAUCUCUCUUUAAGGAGAGGCCAAAAUGGGAAUGGAAAGAUUUGGAGCCAUACAUCAGGGAUUUGAGGGUGCCAGGUCUUUCUUCAGAAGGCUUGCUGAUCAAGUACACAAGAAGAACACAGCCAAGUGCAGAAGUUGAACCCAUUUUCAGUGCAAAGUAAAUUCAAGGCUUUGGUAUUAAACUUUCUUCUUCUUCCUACUGUUAACGUCUUUGUGGCACAGAAUGUUGUUAGGGAUGAGAUUAUGAGAAUUUGCUUUAUUAGUGUUUAUCAUGUGGGAAGUGGAUUUUAUCAUUCGCAUCA